Zophobas morio is the source of this 2936-nucleotide messenger RNA. Its product is annotated as adenylate cyclase 1-like. The transcript is spliced from 31 exons. Lineage: Eukaryota; Metazoa; Arthropoda; Insecta; Coleoptera; Tenebrionidae. The record is from RefSeq and is a predicted model, not a curated record. Gene Ontology annotation, biological process: cAMP biosynthetic process; intracellular signal transduction. The coding region runs from base 3 to 2936 and encodes 977 amino acids.
UUAUGCGAAAAUACAAUAGCGGAUCAUUUUUUUCUUCAGAAAAAAAAAGUGAUAAAAAUGCUCGAAAUGAACCUUCCAUUCACGCUGAGUUGAGCCUUGCUUUUGCUUUUGAACACCCUUUACUCUUAGUUCAUCUCGUAGGUGGUCACCUAAGUAAACUGCAUGAAACAUACUUGGCUGAAAGAAAUAAGGCAGAAGACUUUAUUAUAAAUGCUGAAAACGAUCAAAAAAGUUCUGGAAGCCUUAGCGAGCCUGGCGUAGACCGUCGCUCGGCUGAUUUUAGUCAACUUUGGGAAUCUCACGGCGCUUCCUCGCCUUUAAAAACUUUUUCUGUAGAAUGUCAUGUCAUUGGUGAAUUCGAAUGCAAGUUUGGGAUCUGUUCCAAAAUUAUUGAAUGUCCUGGAGCCAUCCUCACUAUUGUUAGGAAAGAAGUUUACUUGGAAUUCUGUCCCGUAUGGAACGAGAUUUUAACGAUUAAUUUAUCUUCCAUUCUCGAUGCGAGCAGGUCUAACGCAAGUUUUAAAGAUUCUGAACUUCUGAGGAUACUAUUAUUAGUAGAUUCGAAGCUCUGCUGUGAGAGAACAUUAAAGUUAAGGGAUCUCGAUACUUCGUUCAAUAGAAAACAGUAUAAAUUGUACCAGACACACGAAGAAGAUGCUCAGAAAUUUAAUACUACAACUCGAAAGAAAAGAUCGAGUACCUUUUCUGCGCCUUCCACUGAUUUACGGCUGAAGAAGAUUCUCUCGCUGCGCACUUUACUAAUUCUUAUUAUGAGUUUUCUUAUUACAAUUGUUAUUACGCUCGUAACGUUGAUGUUCUACACUUCUGCUUCUAAUCAACUUCGUCUGUCUGCUGAAAGAAUCUCGCAAAAAGUGCUUUCUAAUGUGGUCAGUACUUUCCGUUUAAUAUUAGAGAGCGUAGAAACUACUGUUGUGACGGCUGCCACUAUACUCAACACACCGCUUUACGAUGGCCCUGUAGACGAACGAAUAGCAAAUUAUCUGUUGCACACUAUUUACUACGUAUAUUCGUAUUCAGGACUAUUAUCGUAUCCGUAUCCGCCAUUUACCCCGCAGAUGUUUAUUGGGACAAACUUGCCUUCCGCUAAAUUUUAUGCGGCCUCCAUGUACUCUUCCACUCAAGAAAUGUCAUUUGAAUGGGCGACGAUAACGUAUAAUCAUAGCGCACCAAAAGCCUUGAACAUUGCAGAGCCGCCAGAUUAUAUUUUGAUGCAAUAUUCAGUAAACCGGCACUGCGAGCCGCUCAACUAUUCCUGCGCUAUUGCCAAUUACGCGGACAGAAAAGAGGUCGAGGGGAAGUACAGAAUUCUGAAUCCACUGCAACGUCUUUGGUAUGGCGAAGCGGUCAACUGUACGAGCGUUUUUUGGACGGACAUUUUUUCGUUCUCCAGUGACGAUACAGUAUUGGGACUGACGGCGUCGCAUCGCGUGCCUUUUGAUACUGGAUAUCCUCUGAAAUACGUGAUUGGAAUUGACUUGGUGCUAAGCGGCCUCAGCAGUAUUCUCGCCCUUCAGAAAUACUAUGACACAGGCUUUUCCUACGUUAAAGAGCUGAAAACAGACUAUCUAGUGGCCAACUCCCUGCACGCGCCAGUGACUUACCCUAAUGGGACUCGAAUUUUAGUGAACCAGAGUGAUAAUGAACGAAUUGCGAUAGCCGAGAAAAUUCUUGUAGAAAAGUGCCAAUUUACAUCUACUGUCUACCAGAAAACUUGUUAUGUGGCAUCAACUAUCCUUUCAAUGACGCACUUUUCGGUUGGGAAGUCCACGUGGGUCAUUGUGAUUGUAAUUCCCGAGUCUGAUUUUGUAUCGCUUUUCAACCGCGUGGCCACCAUUAGCAUUUCCGUGUCUGUCGGAUUUUUUUUUCUGUGUUUGCUUCUUUUUUCUCUCGCCGCGACCCAACUUUUAACAUACCAAUUAAAUCACUGCACUAAACAACUCCGCGCCUUUUCUCAACUAGACUUUUCCGAAAACUUUACUUAUUCAGGAAUAAAUUCGCCUAUUAAAGAAAUUGCCCGGGUGAAUCAAGGACUGAACAAAAUUCGCGCGUCGUUAAUGUCGUUUAUAAAAUAUGUCCCGGAAGGAGUCGUAAAAAAAAUUCUUAUCUCCAAUAGCAUCGCAUCAGUGGGCGCAAGUCGUCGUAAUUUGACAAUUUUUUUUGCAGAAAUAGAAAACUUUUCUACUAUUGCACAAGAUUUGGAUACGGAGCAACUAAUUAACACGCUAAGAGAUUUUUAUGUGGAAGUCACUAAGCUUAUUGAAGAGCAUGAAGGAACGGUGGACAAAUAUCUCGGCGAAUCGCUGAUGGCGCUGUGGAACGCACCGGAGCCUGUUUCUGAGCAUCCCGUUAAAGCAUGCGAAACUGCGCUAAAGUUUAGUACCGAACUCGAAGAGCUCAAUAAAAACAUGAAAAGCAAGCAUUUACCAGCUUUUGAUAUUAUUAUUGGAAUUCAUACGGGAAGUUGUUUGGUUGGAAACUUUGGAUCCUCUUCGCGUUUAAAUUAUACUGCAUUUGGAGACAACGUUAAUAUUGCUUCGAGAGUUCAAAAAUUGAAUGUAAUGUACGGAACUAAUGUAAUUGUCACAGAAGACACGCACAUCUUCAUUCGAGACCGUUAUCUCUGCCGGCCGUUGGACAUUGUGGUAGUCAAAGGCAAAACGAAGCCUCUGCUGGUGUACGAGCUUAUUGGAAAGCUGCAAGACGCGCAGCCUGCAGAGAAGGAAAAAGUGGAUUUAUUUAUCGAAGCUUUUAAUCUCUACUCUCUCGGAAAACUUAUUGAAGCUCGUGCUAAAUUUGAGAGUUACUUAGAAAAAUACCCGCUCGACCGCACUGCUAAGAAACACUUAAGAACAUGCAUUAAGUAUGAAGGACGAGAACAAGAUUGGCAGCGUUUUAAUGUUAUGACCAAAAAAUAA